Saccostrea cuccullata (small rock oyster) is the source of this 4752-nucleotide messenger RNA. RefSeq lists its product as uncharacterized. The coding region runs from base 174 to 2558 and encodes 794 amino acids. Lineage: Eukaryota; Metazoa; Mollusca; Bivalvia; Ostreida; Ostreidae. The transcript is spliced from 9 exons. The record is from RefSeq and is a predicted model, not a curated record.
GAAUGAAAACAAUGGAAAUUCCUAGACCAGGAAGAUAAACAAAAAAAUCACUUUUUUGACAUCAUUUUUUGCGACUGUCAACAAAAAAAUUGUUUUUAAUUUACAAAAACAAACGCUAACCAUUACUUGCUGUGUUCAUUGACACCUGUCAUCUUGCAUAGUGCAAAUGAGGGAUGGAGAGAGUGGUUUUAUUAUCAAGAGAUGAAGCAGUGAAGAACCAGGUUGACAAUAUAAAGAAGAAGUUUGAGGAAAAAUACCACACUUGUAGAGCAUUUAGAGUAGAAUGUCUCACAGAUUAUUUUAAAUCUGGAAGGGUUGUGUUUAUUAAGUAUGAAAUCAAAGAGAAGGAAAUCCAAGAUUUCUUAGAUGACAUCACGGAGGACCAGCCAUUUACUCUACACGAUCUAACCACAGACAAUGUAUCCCACAUUGCCACACAGAUAUGGGAACUUCCUCUGGUGAAGCGCAAACCUACAGAAUCAGAUGAAAUUAAUGGAGGCGUGUCCUCCCAGGCAGGAACAUCACUAGAAAUAUCCGCCAACAAACUCAGCAGUGACGAAUGGAAUUCGGUAGAUAAAGACUCCAUUUACAGAGACAACUUUACCAGACAAACAAGUACAUCCUGUGAUCCCCAGGAAUCCCACAAUUCCUUUAGAGACAGUAUUAAAUCCCAGGAUUCUGAGGACUCUGGGACAUCCCUGUCCAGCAGUGGGAAGGAUGGGACAGUCAGAAUGGCUGAGGAUUUCCCUACAACAGAAAAUGCUAAUUUAAUGGUGGAAAAAUUAAGCACCAAAUUACGGGUAGUUUUACCAACUGAAGAUGGAAAAGCCAUUCCAAGAAACAGAGAUUGUCUACAAAAAGAUAGAUCUCCCUCUUCUCUCCCUGAGGUAUUGGCUACAGAUGACCACAAAAGAAGAGGACAGAGCAUUGGUCUCCAGAUACCUGGCACACAGUGCUUAGCAAUAUCAGACAACAACCAAAAGUUCCAUUCAGUGCCUUGUGUGACACACCCGAGGGUAAAGCAAAGCAGUGUAGAGAUUACCCUGCCUGUGGAAAAUAACAGUGUAGAGAGAAAACACGUCCCUUGCAGCCUAAAUGAUAAUGAUGAUUUGCAAGUUGGCCAUAGCCCCCUUCAGAAUGUUUUGAUGGUGAGAGAGAGUCCUAGGCAGGAGGACUCAUUGAAUCAGCUUCAAUCUACACCAAGUCCACAGGCCCCAGGUCAGCUUCCAAUAUCUAGCCCCAGUGUUGCCUUAACUGAAAGCUCCCACACAUUGUCUUAUUCCAAUCUACCAGUCCCAAUGCAAGAGUCUUGCAAUUUGGGAGAGAGAGAGGCUAGUAAUGACAGAGCAAUGUAUUUUGAAUCCUGCCAAAGGGUAACUGAACAAGAUUCUCAGUUGAGUUAUGCUACUUCCUACCAGCAGGCAUACUGCUCAAUUCGCUGUCAGAAAUGUAACCAAACAAAAGAUAAUGUUAGGCUAUUCAGCAUUGUUCCUCAUCAAACUGGCCUGGCAUCACCUACAUCAGUCCCACUUUGUUUCAGUAUUCCAAGUUCUUCUGGUCCAGAGGCAAUGACAUUUUCCUACUCUUUGUGUCAUGAAUGUAGUCAAGAUUUGCCUUUCAUUCCCAUCAGGCAGAACUCUUUUUCCAGUACAUAUGGAACCCUUGACAGUUCCAACUUGUUCCCUCCUGCUCUACAGCAUUCAUUACCUGACUCUAAAAUGGCACAGCAAGUACAUCCAAUUCAUACAUCAAACCUUGAAAAGGGCUCAGAGCCACAUCUGCAAAGAGAUGCCAUAUCGAGACAUCAGAGUUCCCCUUCGAGGUUGAACUACUUCCAUCAACAACCUACUAAUAACUUUGGUCAACCAGAGUUUAGACGCGAAAUUUUGGAUUUGGAUCAGAGAAUGAGAGAUUUCCCAGUCCCAACAUUCCAGAGAAAUAUACCUGUAAACUCAACUGGAACUCAACAAUCAAACACAGACAACACAAAGGUUAACACAAUCAACAAUUGUCCACCAUUAUCAGGAAUUCCAAGCUUUCAGAACACCCCACGUAAAAGUUUCCCAAGCCAUCCCGUAAACCACAGACCUUUCCAGAGGCAAGGCCAGAACUCCUGCUCCUGUCCCACUCUACAGAAUCCACUUUCCAUUGGUGGAGCUUCAUCAGGAAUGCCAGCAAAACCAUACAACAAACCAGAUGGCAAUGAUUGUGCUGCUGGAGCUUCUGAUGCAUGUGGUAAUUAUGAUCACCUUCCUUUGAUGGACCUGAGUCACAUUGUCAUAGAGUACAUACAGUCACAACUCGACUUUGCUGGAAGCAGCUUGAACUGGGAGAGACUAGCUCAUCUUCAUGGCUGGAACUUUGGAAUGAUUUACACCAUCAAGCAAAAAUGGCAGAAGAGAGUGAUUGAAAGUCCAUUCUUGGAGCUGAUUCAAAAUUCAAAGAAUUUUCAGAAUUACACCCUUGGCCAGCUGAAAUUGGAUUUAGAAAAAAUUCCUAGGAAAGAUAUUUUGGAAAAACUGCGAGACUUUGAAGAAAAGGAAGAACUUGUUGUAUAAAUAAAAUACACAGUUUUGUGAUCAGUCAUUUUUGAAAUUUUAGAGUACAGUUUAUGUUGAGAAACCUUUGUUUUCCUUGACAUACUUUUCAUCAAGGAAUUGAAGAGAUCUUGUUAUGGAUUUAUUUUAUUUCUUUUCAUAUUUGUGAAGUUAUUUCAUUUCAUUCAAGAAAUGAAGUCAAACUGUUUUUUUUCAAUUUUUUUGAAAUUUUGAUUACAUUACAUCUAGAAAAUGGCAUGAUAUUUCAGGCUUCACAUAUAAUUGCAUUCAAAACUUCAUUAAUAUGUUGAUAGCUCAAUUUUCUGAUUAUUUUGUGUCCAAAUGUAAAACAUUAUUUGUGUACAAUGCUACAUUCCUUGUGUAUGAAUCAGAUUUUUAACCAUAUAAAUUAAGUUUAUUUUUAUGCUGAUCCCAGGGUAUACUAGUAUUGCUUUUGUCCUGUCUGUCUGUCUGUUGUCAACUUUAACCUAGCUAGCCCAUAACUAUUGAGUGAGUGGGGCUAUGGCUUUCAUUUUUCACAGGUGUAUUCCUUGUGACAAGACCUUUCUUUGGAUACCACCAAAUUUGACCUCUUGACCUUGAAGUUUGACCUACUUUUACAAAAAAAAAUACCACACUUUAACCUUGGUCGUAACUUUUGAACAAUUGGAGCUUUGGCUUUCAUACUUCACUAGUGUAUAUAUUGUGACAAGACCUUUCAUCUGGUAUAAAUAUUUUUGGACAUUGACCUCAGAGUUUAACCAAAUUUUUAAAAACUUUAACCUUGGUCAUAACUUUCUGGGACUUUCAUUUUUCACAGGUGUAUUUCUUGUAACAAGACCUUUCUUUGGGUAUCUACACUUUUUGACCUUGACCUUUGGAGUUUGCGUGCAUUUUAGAGAAUAUGACCCUCACCAUGGCCUACCAUACAGGGGCAUCUGUGUUUUAAAACACAUCUUGUUUAUUUACUUGGUAAACUUGGCAUUUUUACCAUGGACUGAUUUCAAAAUGUUUUUAUAUAUGUUAUGUAAAUAAUUAGAUAUAUAAUAAGAACUUUUGCAAACCAAGUUUUAGAUACAUGUCUCUAGGAAUACUUAAAUUCUUCCCAUAUAUUUAUAACAUAUCUUUGAAGACUUUUUUUAAAUACAAAAAUUGGGAUAAAGAUUGCUUAUCAAACCCUGAAUUAAGGUCAUUCCACAAGGUCAAGAUCACAGGUUUAGAAUUCUCUUGUGGGCAUUAUAAGAUUAUAAAUGCAGGUUAUUAUACAGUUCAUAUAAGACAAAAAGAUUGUUCUUGACCAGAUGAAAUGUAAAAUCUUGUCUAUGGCAUAAUUGACCUUUAACUACGGGUUUUGCAGCAUCCUUGCAAUGUCAGGAGUCCUGAGUCAACUUGUUGCUGUGGGGACCCCUUGCAAAUUUCAUUCAAUAUUUUAGGGUUUGCUUCUCUCAAUGAGCAGCACCAAUCAAAUUGCAUCUUUUUUGGAUAGUUAGAUGUAAUGAAUAGUUAGUUAAUGUAAACAGAAAAUUUCAGUUGACACCUGAAAUGCACAUUACAAGUUGUUUAUCAUAGAAUGAUGUAAUGUGAUUGGUUGAGAGAUAAGAAAAAUAAAUCAAGAUUUGUCAUUUUCUUGGAAGGCAUCACUAUCAACAGCCCAUGACCUAUUGACUGGACAUGGCCAAGGGUCCAGCUGCAACUUGUUGACGUAGGACCCAGGCAUUGCAAGAAUGGUUUUUGCAGAAAUUCUUACUUGAUCUACAGAUUGAUUAUCUUAAGAAUUUGCAUCAGCAUUCUAAAGUACAUGUAAGGUCAUUAGAGCAAGGUCAAAAUUAAAAGUACAGGUCAUGCCAAUUCUUGUACGUGUAAUUUUCUUGCUUUUGUAAUAGAACUGUUGUAGUUUAUACUUUUUACUUUAAUUUCCUUUGUAUAAUGUUCAAAGGAAUUCAAGAGAAAAAAUUUACCUGGUAAACAGUAUUCUUAAUUCUAAAUUAAAAUCACUUAGCAAAGCAAUAUACAAUCCAUGUGUAAUAUUUGUUCAUGCAUUCACUACAAGAGAGAAAAAAAUCUAUUUUUUAUAUAUAUUGGUGUUGAUGAGUUUAUAAUGCAAUUUAUUUUUUACAAGUUUUAGAUUAUGAACAUUUUUUUUUAUGAGAUUGAAAACAUCUGGCAACAUUCAGAUAUGUACAUUUCAAAUUUAAUAAAAUCAUAAAUAAUAAAA